Parnassius mnemosyne (clouded apollo) is the source of this 1731-nucleotide messenger RNA. The record is from the annotation of a GenBank genome assembly. Lineage: Eukaryota; Metazoa; Arthropoda; Insecta; Lepidoptera; Papilionidae.
AUGAAUAACAAUAUUUUAAGCGAUGAACCUUCCAAUAAAAGACGUCGAAAGAAUUUGCAAAUUACAGAACAGAAAAAAGAAAAUGAAGCUGCAAUUCACAUAACACCAGAAAAGUGUCUUAAAGUACGUAAAAAAUAUGUUCCAAAGUUUCGAUUGAAAUCUUCCGGAGAUUCUGCAUCUUUACUUACACCAGAAGGAGAACGAGUUCCAUUGAUGCUCACUGAUUUGCAGCAUCUACUUCUGCACCCUUUAUUGGGUAACAUAAAUCUAUCUCAGCCGCCACGCUGGUAUGUGUUGGAAAAAUGUGAUCAUAUUAGUCAAAUUACUUGCAUCAUAUUAGAAGGAAUCUCUAUUCAGCAAUGGGAGAAAUAUCAGGAAAAAAUGUUACAUGCUCAAAAAAUAUUUAGUCAUUAUAUUGAAAUUCUUACACCCUCUGUUUAUAACGGUUCCCUUGUAAAGGAAUUGGCAUUAGUACCUCUGUCUGAAACUGAUAAAGAGGUAAUCAUACAGAAAUAUGGUAGCAUGAAUUUAGCUCUUGAAGCCAGGAAAGAUUUGAUGGUUAUGAUGAAAGCUGUAUUUCCAAUUGGAGACACUGUUUCUGAAAAAGUGAAUAAUAUAUGUGAAGAUGCAUUUCCUAGAACACAACUUAUGUUAUCAGCUUGGCAAUUAAUAGAAGAAAAUUACCCAGUUCCUCUCAAGGGGAAGUUGAAGGAACUUUAUGCAGACUAUGUUAUGUCUAAAGACCAAUAUAAACCAGUGACACCUAAAUCUCCAAUGUUUGGAUUGGAUUGUGAAAUGUGUUUGACAAGUGCAGGUUCAGAGCUAACUCGGGUGUCAAUAGUCAAUGAAAAACAUGAAAAUAUUUAUGAAUCUUUUGUUAAACCUUAUAAUAAUAUAACAGAUUAUUUAACAAAGUUCUCUGGAAUUACAAAAUCAAUAUUGUCAGAUGUGACAAAAAGACUAGAAGACGUUCAAAAAGAAAUUCGUGAUUUAUUACCUCCAGAUGCCAUUUUAGUAGGUCAGUCACUCAAUACAGAUUUACAUGCAUUAAAAAUGAUGCACCCUUAUGUAAUAGACACAAGCUUAAUAUUUAAUUUCACUGGCGAAAGAACUCGUAAACCUAAACUUAAAGUAUUAGCUAAAGAAUUUCUUAAUGAAGAUAUUCAGUCAGGUAAGAAUGGUCACUGUUCUGUAGAAGACUCAUUGGCUUCUUUAAAACUAGUGCAGCUAAAAUUAAAAAAGAGUAUGGAUUUCGGUGAUGCAGUACACACUAAUAGAAAACAAUAUAAAGAAAACUUUACAAAAAUCGUUCAGAAGCAAGAAUACGCAUUAUCGAUUUUUAAUCAUAUAAUAGAACAAAAGAAAACCUCCAUUGUUAUUGGCUGUGAUAAUAUAACAGGAGAUUACCACACAUAUUUAACCCAGGCAAAAGAGAGUUUGAAUUCUCAGCUGAAAAAAGGUAAACUGAAAAAGGUUAAGUUAUGUACUGUUGAUAGCAUUGAAGAAGUUAUUUCUAAACUUUCAGAAGCUGUUAGUGAUUAUAAUCUAGCUAUGGCACACUUAAAACUAGAAAGUAACAGUGACAAUGAGUUAAAACAUAUGGAAACUAUUGAUCAGUGGAUUGAACGAAUUUGGAAAAGUAUGAAGCAGUUAGGAUUGUUUGUUAUAUUGUUUGGCGGGACCACAGAUAAUAAUGGUAUUGCAAUGAUAAAAGUAAAGGAUGCUACUUAA